GACAGAAGAUACUGAAGAACAUUUUGAAAGCUUGAGCAGUAUAGAACCACAGCCAACACAAUUUGAAAUGGAACCAGAAACUAAAAAUAACCAGAGAGAGCUAAGCAUGGAGGGUAGCAGGGGCCAGAUGGUAGAGGGGAUGUGCCUUAAGCCUCAAGAUCAAGAAACUCCUAUUCAAGGGAAGUUUGAUGUAACAAUGAAAGAAUUGUCAAAGGAUGAUGGCCCAGACCAUGUUCAGAAAAAAGAAAACCAGAAUACAAAAAGGCCCUUAAGGAAACCAAUACCUAAGCGAUCAUGGACCACUGAAGAAAAGGAUGCAGUGAUGACUUUCUUCCAUUUGGCGAUCCAAAAACGUGUGGUUCCAGGAAAAAAAGAGUGCGAACAGUGCAUCAGGCAGAACUCGGCUUUGGAUCGUCGCUCUUGGCGCGACAUUAAGUACUACAUCCACAAUUACUACAAGAAAAUUACUACUUAUUUGUCAUGCAGCAACAAUAAAAAGAAAAGGUCUUUAAAAAGGCAGUUUCCUGUUACAAUCGAAGAAUCCUCAAAGGAAGAUUCUGAUGACUCACACCAUCCCCAGAAAAAAGACCAAAAGAAGACAAAAAGGCCCAAACCUAAUGGACCUCUAAAGGAAAAUAUUUUACACUAUCAUAAAACAAACUUUUAUUUUGGCAAGAGAUUUGAGCCCUGCACAGAUCCGCUAAGUUUUGGAACUAUUGAAGCCAAUCAAGAUUAUGUCAAAGGAGGUUCAAGAAAUUUUGGUCCUUGUGCAUCGUUCAAAAGUGAUAUUUUCAUUAAUACAGAUGUGGAUUCUUAUAACAGCGAAGUUGUAACAAAGAAAGAGCUGAACGUGGAAUAUGAAGAAAUACACAUUGAAGAUGACCAUUCAAAAAUAUUUAGUGUUGGUCCUAAGAAUGGUUCUAAACAAGAAUUAUUGUUGACAAAAGAUACUGAAGAACAUUUUGAAAGCUUGAGCAGUAUAGAACCACAGCCAACACAAUUUGAAAUGGAACCAGAAACUAAAAAUAACCAGAGAGAGCUAAGCAUGGAGGGUAGCAGGGACCAGAUGAUAGAGGGGACGUGCCUUAAGCCUCAAGAACAAGAAACUCCUAUUCAAGGAAGGAAUCCAUGGAUUGAGAGACCAGUUGAAUACAUUAACCCCGAUGGAACACUAAAGAAGACUAAAUCAACAUUUCAUUUAUUCAAAAUUCUUAAACCACAAUCACUUAGCAAACCACCCCUUUUGGAACAUGUUGGGAUUAUACUACCAAGCAAUACCAAUGAUACAAAUCUUAUAAGCAAAGAAAAAACUACCACAAAUUACGAGGAAUUCAUCACAGCUGAGUCAGUUGAUGAAUAUAUACAGUCACAAGAGAAAAAUGAACUGGUCUCAGAUACUGUUGAACAUGAUGUUAACCAAUCACUUGAGAAAAAUGAACUGGUCUCAGAUACUGUUGACCAUGAUGUUAACCAAUCACAUGAAAAAAAUGAACUGGUCUUAGAUACUGUUGAACAUGAUGUUAACCAAUCACUUGAGAAAAAUGAACUGGUCUCAGAUACUGUUGACCAUGAUGUUAACCAAUCACAUGAGAAAAAUGAACUGGUCUCAGAUACUGUUGACCAUGAUGUUAACCAAUCACAUGAGAAAAAUGAACUGGUCUUAGAUACUGUUGAACAUGAUGUUAACCAAUCACUUGAGAAAAAUGAACUGGUCUCAGAUACUGUUGACCAUGAUGUUAACCAAUCACAUGAGAAAAAUGAACUGGUCUCAGAUACUGUUGACCAUGAUGUUAACCAAUCACUUGAGAAAAAUGAACUGGUCUUAGAUUCAAUUAAAGAUUAUAUUGUUAUGAAUAAGCCCAAGUGCAAUAACCAGUCAGACGAGACAACAACGUCUGUUGAAGAUAAAGACUUAAAUGUCGUAAAUGAACAAAAUAAACUUAGUUUAAAAGAAAGACAAUCUAAUAAGGAAAAAGGAAAUGAAAAGCAAACAGGAAUUGUUGGAAAUGAAGUAAAAAAGAAUGAUAGAGGAAAGGUAAUAAGAGUCGGUCACUGUUGCAUGUUUUGUUAUAAAGUAAUGAACAAAUUACACAGACAUUUUCAAGUUAAACAUAGCACAGAAAUUGAGGUAGCCAAAUUGUUGGCCAUGCCGAUAAACUCUCUUAUUAGGAGAAAUGGAUUUAUAGAUUUGGCUAGAAUCGGUGAUUACCAUCACAACAUUGAAGUGUUAUCAAAGAGAUCUGGUAAAUUGAUCGUUGUCCGUCGGCCUAAUCUGGGAGAGGAUUUUUCUUAUAGAAAAUACACACCGUGUCCUUACUGUUUAGGAUUCUUACUGAAAAAGCAUCUUUGGUUACACGUUAAGCAUUCAUGCAAUGUUAGGAGAGAAAAAUCACAUGAAGAACCAUCAGCUAAAGAGCGAAGAAGAGUUCAAGCUGAUAGUCGAGUUUUGUUGAUGAGUUCUCUAAAACGAAAUCACAACCAGCCAGCAAUUUUUAAUGAAAAUAUCUUAAAACCUAUGAAGGAUGAUAAAGUAACAGAGACAUGUAAAAAUGACCCCCUCAUACUAAAACUAGGCAAUUCACAAUUUGAAAAGUAUGGAUUAACCAAACACGAAUCAAUAAGACAAGAAAUGAGACAGUUGGGACGGCUUCUACUAACACUAAGAGAAUUAUCAGGGGGUGGAGAUAAAACUUUAAAAGAUUGGCUUGAACCAUUUGAGAUUGAUAAUUUGGUAGCUGCAGUGAAACAAAUGUGUAUCAAAAUUGAUUCAGAAAAUCAAACAUUACAUCCUCAGUAUAAAAUUCCUCCCUUGGCUGUUAAAUUAAGACUCAGUUUGAGGAGAUGUAUCACUAUUGAGCGAGGCGAGGCCUUAAGAGAUUGUAAUAAAUCAAAGAGUGAAUCUUUAAAAGAUUUUCUAGAUUUAAUGGAAACGCAGUGGUCUAUACAAUUUGCUUCGAUUUUAAUUGACAAGUCACAAGAAUCCAACAAAGUAGUUGAUGCAAAUUCAGAACAUAAUCUCAAUGCAGAAACUUUAAGUGUUGGAAAAGACAUACCAGCUCAAGUAGAAAAGCUGGCAAAACAUGGACACAAUAAGGAGAAAAUUUCUUUAAAAAAGCCAACACUUAAGCGACCUUGGACCACUGAAGAAAAGGAUGCAGUGAUGACUUUCUUCCAUUUGGCGAUCGAAAAGCAAGUCAUUCCAGGAAAAAAAGAGUGUGAACAGUGUAUAAGGCAGAACUCUGCUUUGGAACGUCGCUCUUGGCGCGACAUUAAGUACUACAUCCACAAUUACUGCAAUAAAAUCAAGAAAAUGACUACUAAUUUGUCAUCCAGUAAAAACAAAAAGAAAAGGUCUUUAAAAAGGAAGUCUGAUAAAAAAGUUAAAAAAUCGUCGAAGGACGAUUCUGAUGAUCCGGACUAUGUCCAGAAAGAAGAACGCAAGAAGACAAAAAGGCCCUUGAAGAAACCAACACUUAAGCGACCUUGGACACCUGAAGAAAAGGAUGCAGUGAUAACUUUUUUCCAUAUGGCGAUCAAAAAACGUGUGGUUCCAGGAAAAGACGAGUGCGAACAAUGCAUCAGGCAGAAUUCAGCUUUGGAACGCCGCUCUUGGCGCGAUGUUAAGUACUACGUUUACAACAACUGCAGAAAGUCAAGAAAAUGACAUUCAUUUUGUCACAACCUAAAGUAAACGAAUGCAGUGAUAAUACUUCUGAUAGUUAAUAUUAAGAAUAUGUCAUAAAAUAAUAUUUUCUGAAAGAAGGGUGCCAAAUCUUGGCUUUGCUUUUAAUUGAUUGUAAUGAAGAUAAAAAACCAAUAUUUUUUUAAUAAGAAUAUUGCAUUUUACAUUUAAACUGUCAGCCCCUUAAGGGUUAUUUGUUCAUUAGGAUUGGUUUCAAUUGUCCAUCUAACUAGAAAUAUCUGUAUUUAGGUAACUUGAUUAUAAUAUUGUUGACCGCAAGAUUAUACAAUCAAAUAAGAGUAUUUCAUCACUAGGGCGUAAAAUGACUCUUUUUGACCCAAAUUUACCUUGGUCGGAAAGUGAGCGAGGGUUGAAAAGACACUUCGUCUGUGUGAUGAACCCUAUUUUAUGUCAUUUUGCAUAAUCAAAAGACUAAGCUAGAAUACAAAAAUACUUUUCAUGUAAAGAUAACCUGUCAAGAUGACUUCCAGCUUGUUUUCAAUUCAGCUAAUGUAAACAAGCAGCUCUUAAGUGAUUCAAUCAUAUCGUCCAUUGGUAUUGUGUUUUUGCACAUUAUACCACUGAUAUGUCUAUUGAACAAUAAGCUACAACCGAUUAAAUCAAUAAUUAAUUAAAUCAAUAAUUUUGUUCCAUGUGAUGGCUUACAAUUGAAAUUUACAACAGCUGACUUUUCUAAGAACUGAAAAGGCUUUUUAUUCCGUAGGGAGUAAAAAUGCUACUUUAGAUCCACAACACAUGUAUUAAAAAUGGCUAUUAUUAUGUUGCAUUAUUAAAAAAAAAUUUUUUUAGUGGUCUAUAUUAGCUCUUGGCGGGCCCUGAAGUCAUUAGUUUUUGACUUAUUUGCAAUACAAUUUUUGCCUCUCUUGAAAAAAAACCACGUUUUCGGAUGGUUUUUAAAUAAAAUCAAACCCAUAGAAGAAAAAAUUAUAGCUUAUGAAGAUAAAACUAAUCCACAAAGGGUAGAUUUUGAAAUAGAGUAGUUAUAAGUAGAACCUAAAUCCAAUUUUCAUAAAAAUCUGUACUGUAUGGGAUUAAUACAGUUACACUUUUUGUUACCGUCAUUGACUAGACCAUAAGAGACCAUUGUAAGCCUUGUUGGUAUAAACUAAGCUACUGGCUGUGAUAAAUUUGUAUGUAUUUAUUUAUUAAUAACUGAUAGAGGGGAUUUUGUAAAUAUUGAAAUAGUUGUAUUAGGCCUAUAAUAUUUGUGUGUGUUUUUUUGUUCAUGAUUUGUCUAUUAAUUGUCUAGCUUAAGCAUUUUUUACCAAAUUGUAAUUUGUGUUGACACUAGUUCUAUUUAAACUAUAACUAACAUUGCCUUGCCUAUUUUGUAUCAUGUAACUUAGACUUUAGGAGGCCUAAGUCUCUUGAACAAUUGGGACUCUUUUAAUCCUUACUGUUGCGUUAAAACUUCCAUAUUAUAUCAUGUUAGAGUUAAACACAGAAUAUACAGGGUGGAAAAAAGUCCCACGAAAGUUAAAUAUAUCAUGAAAUAAUACAGAUAGAGCUACAAAAGUCAAAACUUGGUUCAACGUCGAUGUAAGAAGGUAUUCAACAUUAUUCCAACAAUAUUACUUGGUACAAUGAACAACCUCAAUAUAAAUCUAAUACAGACAUGAAAACCAUAGAUAACAUAAUGUGAAUUCAACUGUACUAAUGGCCAAUUUCAAUUUAUUCUAUGGCAAUAAUUUAUAUUUGUUAGGAGAUUGUUUUGUUUUUUGCUAUUUGCACUCUUUUUACCAGUCAGCCUAUGGUAGGUAAUGGCUGGCUUAAAAAAGAACUUAAGUCCAUGGGAUUGUAUUUUUCCCCCUCCUGGAUAUAAUUAAUAUUGUAAUGUUGAGAUAUUUGUUUUAGUUACGAGUGUAAAGUUUUUGUUUGAUGAUGAUUAUUUAAAAUAUUAUACGCUAAUAAUUAAGUUUUGAUUAUGUGUUUUUUUGCAAUUUAUAUACGUUUUUAACCACAGUUGUACGUUUUAUUUGGCAAAUGCAUAGGACUACUGUUGAAGUAAAUUUUGUUUAUUGUGUGAUGAAAUAAAACUGUUAAUCUUUA
Messenger RNA from Macrosteles quadrilineatus (aster leafhopper), 5752 nucleotides. RefSeq lists its product as uncharacterized. The coding region runs from base 68 to 3664 and encodes 1198 amino acids. The record is from RefSeq and is a predicted model, not a curated record. Lineage: Eukaryota; Metazoa; Arthropoda; Insecta; Hemiptera; Cicadellidae. The transcript has 13 exons.